Molecule: messenger RNA, 315 nt
Organism: Closterium sp. Naga37s-1
Lineage: Eukaryota; Viridiplantae; Streptophyta; Zygnematophyceae; Desmidiales; Closteriaceae
Source: the annotation of a GenBank genome assembly
AUGGCGGAGGCGUCGCAAACGGCCGCAGCCGCUGCCGUCUCGUCGCCAGCCACUGGCCUACGCGUGUUCCGGCUCGCUGACCUGGCAGAGGAUGACGUGGCGCAGCUGCUCACCAGGCCACGCAUAGACUUCACCUCCAUCUUCAGCACGUCUCCCAGAGCCACUAACUUUCUGCCUCCUCCCCUUCCCCCACCACCACGCUCCAUUCCCCUCUUGCUCUCCUUCCACUCCAGGUACACGGAGAGGUUUGACCGAGUCAAACUGGAUGACGUGGUGGUCAGAGUGGCAGAGCUGCCUGACCCUGAGAUAUCUUGA